Messenger RNA from Cladophialophora immunda, 2445 nucleotides. RefSeq lists its product as uncharacterized. Gene Ontology annotation, molecular function: DNA binding; DNA-binding transcription factor activity, RNA polymerase II-specific; zinc ion binding. The transcript is spliced from 4 exons. NCBI's taxonomy places the organism in Eukaryota, Fungi, Ascomycota, Eurotiomycetes, Chaetothyriales, Herpotrichiellaceae. Bases 109 to 2445 code for a protein of 778 amino acids. Gene Ontology annotation, biological process: regulation of DNA-templated transcription; DNA-templated transcription. The record is from RefSeq and is a predicted model, not a curated record.
CUCUCAUGUGGCUUUCCUUCCGUUUCUACCUGGUGCGGACUAUUCAAUGGAUACAAGACACUCCUCAAUGCUCUCUCCAGCACUUGAAUUGCGACCUAAUCUACCCUUAUGGCAACCUAUGCCGAGAGUAUCGCUAGUGCGUCACAUGGCCACGGUAGUCCCGACCAGUGUCAUCGGCGGAACUCCCCUCCCAGACAGCCAUCCUCGAGGAAAGCUUCCAUUGCGAAAGCGCGUGCCUCACAUGCUUGUGAUCGCUGUCGGGUAAUGCGAACAAAAUGUUCCGGGGGCAAUCGUUGCACCAAAUGCCUUAAAGACAACGCACUUUGUGUGUACGGUGACCGGAAAAGGGAGCGCAAUAAGAAGGUCCUAGCCGAGAGCCUAGACCGCAUCGGCUCGUUGGAGAGUGAGAACAGCGAGUUACUGACUGCUCUUCGUGCAAUAACAGAGCGGCCUGAUUUUCAACCGAAAGAACACAUUGAUAUAGUGGACAUCUUGGCCAAGUACUCAAAACAAGAAGAGCAUGAUCCAGGACACGACUCAAGCAGCCAAUCACAGACUAAGACCACCCCUUCUACCACUCCACAAACAUCAACCGCUCAUGGCCCGGCACGGGCGAGCGAGACCACGGGCGAAAACCGAGCCAGGUCGAGCGUGGGCUCUCCUGGCAAACAAGGCGAGCUACUUCGCAUUGUCUCCCUGGACAACGGAGGAGGGGCCUCGGGCUUUGUUGGCAAGAUGUCAGAGAUUUCUUGGAUCCAACGUGCAUUCGAGACUGUCCGUGGAUAUCGGAUCGACAAUCUUGGUGACAUCUAUGCGGCAGAGAUGGAUCAAAAUAUAGCCACAACCACAGACUUCAUCUAUUUCACGGACGAUACAAACAUUCUGGCCAUCAAUGAGGACUACGUUGAUCAGUUUCAUUGGCCUGCCAAAGACACCGUGGUGCUCCUGUCUGAAGCUUUCUUUCACGCCAUGCAGGGCGCGUAUCAUUUCGUCCUCCGAGAGCAGUUCCUACAACAAGCAUACCAGUUUUCGGCCCAGGAAAAACCAUUUCCAUGGAGCCAAAGGCACUGGCUAGCACUAGCAAACCUCGUGUGGGCCAUUGGGUCCAAAUGGCUGCAGUUGACGAAGUUGCACGAGCCACAAUCCGAUGACAAUCACCUCAUAUAUUAUGCGAGAGCGCGCGCUCUAGGCCUCGACCACAGGGUGAUGUUCGAUCAUCCUGACAUCGAGCGCGUUCAAGACAUCGGCCUGCUGUCUUUCUAUCUCCUCAUCAACGGGUCUAUCUCGCGCGCUUGGAAUACUUUGGGUCACGCUACUCGCCAUGCUACGGCACUUGGGCUCCACCUAAGAGUCACGGAUACCAAUGUCAGUGAACUGGAAAGGGCACGCCGUGCUCGAACGUGGUACUCUCUUUAUAGCCUGGAGAUAUUGAUUGCCGAAAUUACAGGACGUCCAAAAUCCAUUUUCUUGACUGACGUGACCAUCCCGAUCGACCUGUUCUGGUCAGUCCCUCGGGAAACCCUGGCAUUUUCCGAACAAGUCGACCACUUCUUGUCUCCUGCUGGCUCCAGGAAAAUCUGGCUCGAAUAUUUACAUUCUGGCUCCGGGAUAUCCCAUAUGACCGGCGGCAUGGUGCCUUGGAAAAGCCUUUCGUCCGUUGGACGCGACGUGCCCAUCUCUUACUUGCCCCAGCGACUGUACCUAUGUCGUUUGAGCGAUAAGGUCGCGUCGCAUUUGUACAGUGGCACCUCCGAAGACUCGUGGUCUGAGAUACAACAGAAACUAGGCAAUCUGCAAGACGAGCUGAGACAGUGGGCUGGCAAUCUACCCCAAGAGCUGGCCAUCCAAGGCCAAGAGUCCGCCGGGACUGAUCCGAGGGCGAAGAUCGAACUGGGUAUAUACUAUUACAGUGUCGAAAUGAUUCUCAAUCGCGUCUGUCUUUGCGAAAUCACUAUACCAGAUGAAUCUGCCGGGUCGCAGGAGUUCAACCGCAGUUCGGCGCGGACGUGUGUUCACGCGGCUAUGUCCAUGCUAGCCAUGCUGCCAGAUCAUCCGACCGCGCAUGAAGCCUACCAGCUUCUCCCUUGGUGGGAGCUUCUUCAUUUCGUGGCACAAGCGACAGCGGUGUUACUGCUUGAACUCGCCCUUGACGCACAGCACUUCCGUAACGAGGUAGCGCAGAUAGUCACUUCUCUGCGCAAAGCGAUGGGCUAUCUCUGGUGUAUGACCGAGAUGUCUCUAUCAGCGUAUAGAGCAUGGAGGAUCUUUCGCCAACUGCUGACCGAAGUUAUGGGUCGGCAUGACGAUCUGGAUCUAACGGAUAUUCCGACCGAGGCAGCACCGCCGCCGGGGUGGAAUGAUGCGCUUGAGGCGGUGACGACGAGGGCCUUCCCAGGCUCCUGUAAGAAGGUUCUCAUUCCCUGUACGACCGUAAUGAUGGCAUGA